AGUGAAUAGUCCUCGCGCGAGCGGGACACUGUGGUGGAUGCAAUUCCCCUCGCCUCCAGCCGCGAGGAGCUCCCCGGCGCCUCAGGCAGCGUCUUCCUCCGAAGCAGCUGCACCUGCACCUGGGCAGCCUGGACCCUCGUGCCUUGUCCCCGGGACCUCGCGCGGGGGGCGCCCCGGGACACCCCCUGCGGGCCGGGUGGAGGAGGAAGAGGAGGAGGAGGAAGAAGACGUGGACAAGGACCCCCAUCCUACCCAGAACACCUGCCUGCGCUGCCGCCACUUCUCUUUAAGGGAGAGGAGAAGAGAGCCGAGGAGAACCAUGGGGGGCUGCGAAGUCCGGGAAUUUCUUUUGCAAUUUGGUUUCUUCUUGUCUCUGCUGACAGCAUGGCCAGGCGACUGCAGUCACGUCUCCAACAACCAAGUCGUGUUGCUUGAUACAACAACUGUGCUGGGAGAACUAGGAUGGAAAACAUAUCCAUUAAAUGGGUGGGAUGCCAUCACUGAAAUGGAUGAACAUAAUAGGCCCAUUCACACAUACCAGGUAUGUAAUGUAAUGGAACCAAACCAAAACAACUGGCUUCGUACAAACUGGAUCUCCCGUGAUGCAGCGCAGAAAAUUUACGUGGAAAUGAAAUUCACAUUGAGGGAUUGUAACAGCAUCCCAUGGGUCUUGGGGACUUGCAAGGAAACAUUUAAUCUGUUUUAUAUGGAAUCAGAUGAGUCCCACGGAAUUAAAUUCAAGCCAAACCAGUAUACAAAGAUCGACACAAUUGCUGCUGAUGAGAGUUUUACCCAGAUGGAUUUGGGCGAUCGCAUCCUCAAACUCAACACUGAAAUUCGUGAGGUGGGGCCUAUAGAAAGGAAAGGAUUUUAUCUGGCUUUUCAAGACAUUGGGGCAUGCAUUGCCCUGGUUUCAGUCCGUGUUUUCUACAAGAAGUGCCCCUUCACUGUUCGAAACUUGGCCAUGUUUCCUGAUACCAUUCCAAGGGUUGAUUCCUCCUCUUUGGUUGAAGUACGGGGUUCUUGUGUGAAGAGUGCUGAAGAGCGUGACACUCCUAAACUGUAUUGUGGAGCUGAUGGAGAUUGGCUGGUUCCUCUUGGAAGGUGCAUCUGCAGUACAGGAUAUGAAGAAAUUGAGGGUUCUUGCCAUGCUUGCAGACCAGGAUUCUAUAAAGCUUUUGCUGGGAACACAAAAUGUUCUAAAUGCCCUCCACACAGUUUAACAUACGUGGAAGCAACUUCUGUCUGUCAGUGUGAAAAGGGUUAUUUCCGAGCUGAAAAAGACCCACCUUCUAUGGCAUGUACCAGGCCACCUUCAGCUCCUAGGAAUGUGGUUUUUAACAUCAAUGAAACAGCCCUUAUUUUGGAAUGGAGCCCACCAAGUGACACAGGAGGGAGAAAAGAUCUCACAUACAGUGUAAUCUGUAAGAAAUGUGGCUUAGACACCAGCCAGUGUGAGGACUGUGGUGGAGGACUCCGCUUCAUCCCAAGACAUACAGGCCUGAUCAACAAUUCCGUGAUAGUACUUGACUUUGUGUCUCACGUGAAUUACACCUUUGAAAUAGAAGCAAUGAAUGGAGUUUCUGAGUUGAGUUUUUCUCCCAAGCCAUUCACAGCUAUUACAGUGACCACGGAUCAAGAUGGUAAGUCCCACUGCUGUUCUCUCAAAACAGACCCAUAAUUUCUUUUGAUGCAUAAUAUCCCUCGUGGGCCUAUAUUUACUGCAGGUGCAAUGAAGUCAUAUACAUUAUACACUGCAGAGGUAACGCACUGGUUGUUGUUCUUGUUCUUUCCUAAAAUUCAGAAAGAUAUUUUUAUGUUACUUCUCAGUAGUAUGAAUAAUAAGAUGAAAUACUUCCCUCAAUGUUUAUGUACUCAUGUAUUUUUUAUAAUCAUAUAACAAUAUAUCUUAAUGAGUAAGUCCAUAUUACUUACCAAUAGAAGUCAGAAAUCAAUAAAAUGUUAUGAAGUGAAUUGAAUUUCAAUUGCCCCACUUAUGCUGCCAUCCUUUUUUCAUGUCAAAUAAAGCAAAUAGUAAGAAUUUUUUA
Molecule: messenger RNA, 2048 nt
Organism: Mandrillus leucophaeus (drill)
Lineage: Eukaryota; Metazoa; Chordata; Mammalia; Primates; Cercopithecidae
Product: ephrin type-A receptor 6-like
Exons: 5
Coding region: 38-1681 (547 amino acids)
Biological process (GO): protein phosphorylation; axon guidance; cell surface receptor protein tyrosine kinase signaling pathway
Cellular component (GO): neuron projection; membrane
Molecular function (GO): protein binding; transmembrane-ephrin receptor activity; ATP binding
Source: RefSeq, a predicted model, not a curated record